GCCGGCUUUGCGGCGGACGCGGCCCCGCCGCCCGGCAGCAGGAGGGGCCGGGCCGGGCCGGGCCUGCGCUCCGCUCCGCGCCGGGAGCCGCAGGCGGGGCGGCGGGGCGGCAGGCUGGAAGAGAUCACUGCUGUCUUUUAGGUUAACUGAGAUUAGGCACCAAGUUAAUUGCAGCUGUGCCUGCUCUUUGCCUCUCCCUGGGUCUGGCACACAGGUGUGGGAGCUCUUCACUGAUGUUGGCAGCUGAUUUCAUCCUUAAGGGCAAGGAGACUAUAGGAAACAGGUACUCUCCACCACUCUGAGCUUAUUUCAAAGAGGGACUGCAGCUCACUCGAUCAGUGGAUGUUAAGUCUCCCAUCUGCAGACGGGCUGGUUUGGUUCCUUUCUGCCACUAAGGCUUGUGAUUGGUGAAUUUAUUUUCCCCACCAUCUCUAAGUUAAUAGUGUGCCAAGGACAGACGUGAAGCAGCUCUUUUUCUGGGUAUUGAUGUGACGUCUUCUUAACGCAUCACGACGCCCCAGGCCCACUGCCAGCACAGGUGAUGGAGGCUCUUGAAGUUGAUGACAUUAGCCCAGCCUUGGAAGUGACUGAAGACUUUUUCAAUAGUUUUGAAACUAAGCUUGAAAAGAUCGUGCAGCCCUCAGAGGUGUACAGUGUACAGGACGUCCCUGAACUGGUCGGGCAGGAGGUAUUUGAUCAGAUAACAGAGAGCACAAAUCUGAGGAACGUUGCCUCCUUAGCCAAAAGUAGCCUCAUCUGGGAUCACUGCAAAAAUGGCCUCUUGGAAACCAAAGCUCAGACAGCGUUCCCUGGCAGAGACCAGCACGUGGUGCGGAGGGGAACAGCUGCUGACAACCUUGCCUGGGCUGGGGAACGGGAGACCGCGGCUUUUAACAUCUUCAAUAUCUGCCAGCGGAGGAGAGACAGGCCUCGCUCGGUGAACGACAUCCUGGUGCAGAAUGAGGAUGCCUCCACGUUCAAGCCAGGACACAACAGGUCACGCUCCGAUAUCAGCCACGUGAACUGGGGGAUGGUCUUCACAGGCACCUCCCUGCAGCAGCCCCCCAUGCCUGGCCGGGACAAUAACUGCGCCCUGCUCUCCUACCUUAUGUUAACCAAUGGAGAGGACAUCCAAGGAAACACAGAACACAAGCCAAUGUUCCCAAACAUUCUGAAGAAGGGAUACUUAGAAGUUAGAAGAGACAAUGACAGCUACUGGCAAACCUGUUAUGCUGAGCUCUCCCCAUACAAACUGUACUUGUAUUGCUUGGACAGCAGUGGCAACCAGACUCUUCCCACCAUGUAUCCACUCUUGCGUUUUCAAAGGGUCACUGUGACUGGUUGCAUUGAAACCAAGGUGGUGGACGCCAUCCUGUCAGACAACUCGCAGCUACAGCUGAAAGCGGAGUCCUCGUGGGAGGCUUUGGACUGGGGACAGACGCUCUGGGAGGCAGUGCGUACUUCUGUGCCUGCUUUCACGAGGCAGCAGGAGAAACUGGAGAAUGUGCCAAAGCCUGAAAAUAACAGUGACCUUUCCCAAACCAAUGGAUUGUUAGAGAAGCCCAUGGAGCUCUUCUUAUCCAUGAAUUUGACUGAAAACACUAAAGAGUACCAAAAUAUUCUCAAAUCAGGGACUCUUUACAGAUUAACUGUUCAGAAUAACUGGAAGGCAUUUACUUUUGUCUUGAACAGGUCUUAUCUCAUGGCAUUCCAACCGGGUAGGCUUGAUGAAGAUCCUCUGCUGAGCUACAAUGUUGAUGUGUGCCUGUCAGUCCAGACGGAUACUCAGGAUGGCUGUGACUCUUGCUUUCAGGUCAUUUUUCCUCAAGAUGUCCUCCGCCUGCGUGCAGAGACUCGUCAUAGGGCCCAGGAGUGGAUGGAGGCACUGAGAACAGCAGCCAAUGCUACUAGAACUUUAACUCAGAACCCACAGGUCACACUUAGGAACAAACCCGGAGAUCGGCCCUUUGGAAACGAUCUGAGAAAGAGCAAGCGCCAAUCUGUGACCACCAGCUUCCUGAGCAUCCUCACCACGCUGUCCCUAGAGAGAGGGCUUACUGUUCAGAGCUUCAGGUGUGCAGGCUGUCAGCGCUCCAUAGGCUUGUCCAAUGGGAAAGCCAAGGUGUGCAGCUACAGCGGGUGGUAUUACUGCAGCACCUGCCACGUGGAUGACAGCUUCCUCAUCCCUGCACGGCUGGUUCACAACUGGGACACUUCCAAAUACAAGGUGUCAAAGCAAGCCAAAGAGUUCCUGGAAUAUGUUUAUGAGGAGCCAUUGAUUGAUAUCCAGCAGGAAAAUCCCAUGUUGUACAACCAUGUGGAACCUCUGGCAACUGUCGUCCGCCUGAGACAGCAGCUAAAAUCUCUCCGAGCCUAUUUGUUCAGCUGCAGAGCAGCAGUGGCUGAAGAUCUGCGUAGAAGGAUCUUUCCCAGAGAGUAUCUUCUCCAGCAAAUCCAUCUUUAUUCUCUCGCAGACCUUCAGCAGGUUAUUGAAGGAAAGCUGGCACCUUUCUUGGGGAAGGUGAUCAAGUUUGCCACCUCUCAUGUGUACAGCUGCAGCCUUUGUAGUCAAAAGGGUUUCAUCUGUGAGAUCUGCAACAAUGGAGAAAUCCUUUACCCCUUUGAGGACAUUUCUACGAGCAGGUGUGAAAGCUGUGGUGCUGUCUUCCACUCUGAGUGCAAAGUGAAGGCGGUACCAUGCCCCAGGUGUGUGCGUAAAGAAUUGCAGAAGAAGCAGAAAUCCUUCUGGAGGCGACUGAAUAUGGAUGAAAACUUUGAAGAGUCUUGCAACAUGUUUGAGUUGUCUUAUCAGAACACUUGAGUUCCAGCUGCCAGCUCAAGCAACUUCUCUGCUUAGCCAGGCAGAAAUCUUUUUGCAAAAUAAUAUCUGACCUUCUUCAUCUGUGAAUAGCAGCUGCCAAAGUGGCCGUAAAGCCUUGUUGGCUUUGAAGUACCAAUGGCUAAACUGCAUCUUGCAUUGAAGUCUAGCUGCUGGCUCUCAUACAAUAUGUGGUUUACUUGAAAUGCUUUAGGUCCAGCUAAUUAAGCACCCAACUUUUCCACCUCUGGAGAAGACUUUUCCUCGAGGCAGAAAAUAUUUGCUUCCAUGACCAUGUUAUUUUUUAUAUUGUUCAUUUAGAAUUGAUGAAUCAUCUACUUAUUUAUGUGUAUUAUUUAUUUUUUAUUAGCCUUGGCAGAGCUUCUGGUGAGGUGUUUCACAGAACCCAAUAGGGCAGGAAUGGUUUUAAACUCACCUGCUCCUGAUGUGGACACGUCAUUCCAUUUCCUCAUGUUUCCAGAGAGCUUUUUUUAAAGGAUUAGUGCAUUUACAUGUCACUACUCUCUGAGGAAAGAAAAGUAUCUCCCAUCAAAUCUUAAUCAGGGUGCUUAAAACGUAAGAUGCAGAAUAAUUCCUUCAGCAAUGUUUAUAUAUUUAUAACCACUUCAGCGAACUCUUUGAUACAGAGAUAAGCAGGGGACUUGCUACUGGUUUUGUUCAGGCUGGGUCACUGAAGUCCAUUGAGUUUUAUGCUGGUUAUUCUUGAUGUAUGUGAGGCCACGUCCUCAUCUCCAGUAACAUGAGUUUGGUUCUGACCUCCUGCUGGUCUCAACGUUUCAAAAUAUUUUUAAGUGUCUGCAUUGGUUUUGGUUUUAUUUUGUGAAGUUUACUUUAAAUGUGUCUCUAACCUGAAGCUGUUAGACUGAUAGUCAGGGAAGUCAUCUUACCCACAUUAGUUAGAAAAUACCUCCAGUAUUGUGAAACACUAAUUUGCUGUGCUCAUGUGCAAUUUGUGUCCUGCAUUCUCUGCGAGCUCUAAGGGAUUUUUUACUUCUGUUGUCACUUCCAUGGUGGAGAGUGAAGUUCCUCAAGGUAUGGUUCUGCUCCACACACCUGGAACACAAAGGAGUAUUAAACACAGUAAAUUACAUAUUUUGUGAAAGGGGACAACGUGAUGGAUUUAACUGGAGAGCCGUGUGUUGUCACUGGCCGUAUGUUUGAUUCAUUGUGGCUUCACCUCCAGUGAGCACUUGGAGAUCCUGCUCCCUCCAGUCCACAUUCUUAACUCUUUUUCCAGACCCUGCAGUAAUGUAUGACAUACAUAUGAAAACAUUUGCAUAUAUAUACACAUCUAUAUACAGAAAGCAAAUAUGUUUUCAGGAGAAAAAAGCCAGUCACAUGCAUGUGUAUGUUUCUUCUCUUCUCACAUAGGUUUGCAAAAAUGCAGAAUACUGAUCUUUGCUUCCUUAUAUAAUCUGCAGGCUGUUGUAUUCAAGGCAGAAAGCAGUCUUGAUCAUUGAAGCACCUCACUAAUUGCUGAAGUAUUUUAAAUAAACGAACAGGGUAUGUCAUGCCUACAUUAAAAGGUAGAAUGCUGCAACAAAUUGCCUUGUACUGGAGCAUAAAUAGUUAGCUUUUCCAGCCUCCAGUCAAAGAAAGUAGCCGAAUCUGAGCUUUCUCAAAUUUGAGUGCAACUACUAUGUAUAUAGACGCAUGUUUAUAUCUGUGUACGUUAGACAACCAGUGCCUUUCUUUUCCAGAAGUCCUUCUUGCAGUGGGAUUCUUUGGAAGGAAGUGAGGGUUUUUCCAUGUUCUUGGCAAAGUAGCUUAGGGAUUCCCAUAUUUAAUAAACCUAGUGAAUCAUGUACCUUUGUCACUGACAUUAAUACUUCCCCCACACAGGGAUGUCUCUGCCUCCGCUCACUGUUCCUCAUGUGAAAGGAGUUGCUUUUGGCCAUCAUCCUUAAAGGUGGAAUGUUCCUUACAAGUCCAUUCCCACGUGAAGAAUUCCCUGCAGGUUCACAAAUGCAAACACUGGGGAAGGAUUGUGGAAUUAGUCAUGCAAACGGGUACUGGCUGAAUAAACAAUACGCUCCCACAUUUUGCAGCAUGUGUCACUACAACUAGUCCUGUGGCAAAGCCAGUAGCUCUGAAACUGUCUGAAUCUGGCAGAUAGUAUUUUGUAUUAGCUCUAGGCAUAAUUGGUGGGUCAUUAGAGAAAAAAAGAUGGUGUCUUUCAUAUCAUCAUGCUCUAGUAUUUAAGACACCUUAUAGCACUGGUUUGCUGUCCAGCUCAGUUUAGAGAAAGCUGCUUGUGUGUGCUGUCAAAAACCCCGUGGAGUCAAGGAAUUAAGGUUGCAAAUUGCAAAUGAUGAGUUACUUUGGCAGGUGUCCUGAUUGCCCAAGUACCAGUUGUGUGGGUGGCUAGGUAUGCUAGUUGAAUUCUGGAAUAACGAUAUAAAAGCAUUGGAGUUAUUCUGGGUUUGUAUGGAUAUUAUAGGACAGUUUCUUUGCUAACUGAGAUUUACAGAAAAAAAGAGUAUGAUGUCAGCGGAACUGCUGGAAUUAGUCAUGGGUCCAGAACUACUGACAUUACUAACAGCAGAGAGCAAAAGCGUGCUGGUAGCACCCAAAGCUUUACGUGAGGAUACUGUACAAUAUAGAACCGAUUAAUUUCUUUAAAAUCCGAUGUUGUCGUAAACAAGUCAGUUCCUAAAAUGGAAAAGUAAUAUAUCUUCUCACGGUAGCUAUAGGAGCAGACUGUAAUGUGGAAGAUGCUUUCCUCUCAGGGAUGCCUAGCUCCUAUCCAAAAAAAGUUACUCCAUAUGAACCAGUAAGAGAAAGUCUUCUGUCACUGCCUUUCGUAAGCAUGACAAAAGGCUUGAUCCUGCCCUCAGAAGGUACCAGUGAAGUAGGGACUGGGCCCUUUCCAGACUGCACAACUCACCCCCUCCACACACACAUGGGUGAAAUUACGUAUUAGUACGUAUUGGUACUUCUACUACUUAUCCUAGCCACACAUGAAGUAAAUUUGCAUUUCCUUGUGAAUCAAGAAUAAAACACACUGUUUGUAUCCACAGAGAAGGUGCUUUUGUAGCUGACAGAGGAGGAAUUAAUUGAUCUGUACAUCCAGUUACUGCUUUUGCUUGUACAGAACUUAUAAUCAGUGUAGAAAUAGGGUGCUUCACUGCAAUGGACUAUAGCCUGGCCCUCUGCAACUACUUAGAAACUUCCCAUCUUUAGUUAGUCUGAGAUUAUUUUAAUCUAGGACACUGUAGAGAUCCAUAUUCAAGUAUUUUUUCCUAUUUAUCCUGACCCUCUAACUUUCCUUUAAUGAGGAGAAGGACCUACUUAGGGGAUGCAAACCACAGCUGUUUUUUUAUAUUAUUAACCUAUAAAAA
This is a messenger RNA of Columba livia (rock pigeon), 6180 nucleotides long. It is a transcript of the gene PLEKHM3, whose product is annotated as pleckstrin homology domain containing M3. Lineage: Eukaryota; Metazoa; Chordata; Aves; Columbiformes; Columbidae. The record is from RefSeq and is a predicted model, not a curated record. The transcript has 9 exons. The coding region runs from base 542 to 2821 and encodes 759 amino acids.